Messenger RNA from Pyricularia oryzae 70-15, 1119 nucleotides. Its product is annotated as plasma membrane iron permease. Gene Ontology annotation, molecular function: ferrous iron transmembrane transporter activity. Lineage: Eukaryota; Fungi; Ascomycota; Sordariomycetes; Magnaporthales; Pyriculariaceae. The transcript has 5 exons. The coding region runs from base 1 to 1119 and encodes 372 amino acids. Gene Ontology annotation, biological process: iron ion transmembrane transport. The record is from RefSeq and is a predicted model, not a curated record. Gene Ontology annotation, cellular component: plasma membrane; high-affinity iron permease complex.
AUGGAAAUAUUCGCGUUACCCAUCUUUUUCAUCACCUUUCGCGAGUCCCUCGAGACCGCCAUCAUCGUGUCUGUGCUCCUGGCCCUGGUCAAGCGAACCCUCGGCGACGGCAGCAGCAGCAACCAAGAUGAAGACGCCGAGCUGCAGCGCCGCAUGAUCCGGCAGGUCUGGCUCGGCACCUUUGCCGGCCUGGCCGUCUGCAUCCUGAUGGGCGUUCUCGUCAUCGCCGGCGCCAACGGCCUGGGCGUAGACGAGUGGGCCGUGGCCGAAGACGUCUGGGAGGGCGCCUUUGCCCUCCUGGCCUCGGUCAUCAUCACCGCCAUGGGCGCCGUGCUGCUGCGCGUGUCGCGCCUGCAGGACAAGUGGAGGGACAAGCUGCUCAAGGCCUUCCGCGCCUCGUCGGCCGGGCGUGACGACGAGUCUUCUGCCGGCGAUGGUGCCGAGUCGCCGAGGACGGUCAAGAGGAAUCGCUUCCUUGAUCGUCUUGCCUUUUUGGGCGAGGAGUAUUCGCUGUUCCUGCUGCCGUUCAUCACGGUCUUGCGUGAGGGGUUUGAGGGUGUCAUCUUUAUCGCUGGCGUCGGGCUCGGCUAUCCCGUCUCGGCUCUCAUCUUUACAGCCGCUGUAGGACUGCUAGCCGGUGCAGUCUUUGGCUAUGCCAUUUACAAGGGCUCCAACUUUGCAUCGAUGCAAAAGUUCCUCGCUGCGUCUACAUGCUUCCUGUACUUGGUCGCAGCCGGUCUUUUCUCCAAGGGAGUAUGGCAUCUCGAGGCCAAUGAGUGGAACAAGAUUGUCGGCGGCGAUGCUGCCGAGCUCGGCUCGGGGCCUGGCUCAUACGACAUAACCAAGAGCGUGUGGCAUGUGAACUGCUGCAACCCAGACUUUGAAGGAGGCGGACUCUGGGGAGUCUUCAACUCCAUCCUAGGCUGGACCAAUUCGGCCACUGUCGGCUCAGUUGUCUCAUACAACCUCUAUUGGAUCGUCGUCUCCAUAGGCUUCCUUUGCAUGGCACACAAAGAAAAGACGGGCCACUACCCUUUCCUGCAGAGGGCUAGCAAGAUCACUAGGAGUGUUUUGGAUGGGGAUCGCCAACCGCUUCUCUCGAAUGCUCGAACAGCCUAG